CAACAGCCUGAUGAUUGUCUGAUUGUUAGUCACCUUCUCUUGAUUGUUUGGGUUUAGUGUUUUUCUUUUUUUUUUGUUUGUUUUUUUUCUCUAAUUGUUUGGCCUCUGUUUUCUGUUUUUGGUUUACUUUGGUUAUGGCUCGGGAUCGACUUGCAGCUCUAAGGGCUGCUCGUGGUGAAUCUUCGGAUGAAAGUGGUGAUGGAAGUGAAGUGAUGAUCAAACUGGAAGAAGGACCUAAAUUCAUGGAAAGUUUUUUUAAUGAGGUAACUAUUAUACAGGAAACAUUGGAUCAUCUGUGUUCUCAAAUAGAGGAGAUGAAAAAGUUUUCUGCUGCCAUUGCCUCGCCUUUAAAUGAAAGUGGUGAUGAAGAUUUGGAGGCUCUUAUGUCAUCGAUUAAAAAAUCAGCGACAAAAAUUAAAAAUAAGCUUAAGGAUAUAGAAAAUUCAAUGAUUUCCAUGGAGGGUGUCGAUAAAUCAUCUGCACUUUAUCGGAUUAGAUUUACCCAACAUUCAGCUUUAUCCAAACGCUUUGCUGAUAUCAUGCAUCAAUACAAUAACGCACAGAUUGAAUAUAGAGAAAAGUGUAAACAAGUUAUCAAGGCGCAAUUAGAAGUUACCGGAAACAGUACCACCGAUGAAGGAUUGGAAGAAUUGUUGGAAAGUAAAGAUCCAGAAAUUUUCACCCAACGUAUUUUAGCCGAUUCGAAAGCAGCCAAGCAAACAUUGGCUGACAUAACCGCUCGUCAUGCAGAUAUAAUCAAACUGGAGAAAAGUAUCAAAGAGCUUCAUGAUCUUUUCCUGGACAUGGCGGUGCUGGUUGAUUCUCAGGGAGAUAUGGUCGACCGGAUUGAACACCAAGUCGUUGAAACCAAAAAUUAUGUAGCCAAAGCCAAUGAAGAAACAGCUAAAGCAGUGAUCUACCACAAAAAGGCUCGUCGUAAAAAGACUGUCAUCUACUUAUGUUUAAUUAUUAUCCUCAUAGUAAUUAUAACCACAAUUACAUUAUCUCUACUAAAUUAAAUGAACACUAAUUCGGAGUUCACAUGUAAAUACAAUUGUCUGUGAGAUGUUUUCAUAUCUAAUUGAAAGCCGCCUACUACUAACAUCAUCAAUCUAUUUUAUUUCUGAUCCAUAUUUUAUAUAAUCAUCAUCAUUUAUAAUCAAAAAGAGAUAAUUUAUAUUUUUAGGGUAGAAUAAAAAAGUAAAACAAAACAAUCAGAGAAAAGAUGAAAUCAUCAAGAUAAUCAUUCUCAAUUCUAUUCACACAAAACUAAA
Molecule: messenger RNA, 1274 nt
Organism: Panonychus citri (citrus red mite)
Lineage: Eukaryota; Metazoa; Arthropoda; Arachnida; Trombidiformes; Tetranychidae
Product: syntaxin-like
Exons: 1
Coding region: 135-1019 (294 amino acids)
Biological process (GO): exocytosis; vesicle fusion; intracellular protein transport
Cellular component (GO): SNARE complex; plasma membrane; endomembrane system
Molecular function (GO): SNARE binding; SNAP receptor activity
Source: RefSeq, a predicted model, not a curated record